GUAAUAAUUUGGCUGAACGUGGCACAGUUUCGUAAUUUAUUUUAUAAAAUACGUUGCUAUUUGUAGUCAUAUUUUGCGUGUAAAACCGGUAGGAAAUAAAACAGAUUGUUAAUAUGCCAACCGUCGGUGUGAAAAGGGAUCUGCUAUUUAAAGCUCUGGGAAAAUCAUACAGUGACGAUGAGUUCCAGAAACUUUGUUUCGAAUUCGGCUUGGAAUUGGAUGAGAUUACAACAGAAAGACAAAUGAUCACUAAAGAACAAGGUGAGGUUGAUGCUGCAAAGGAUGCGUCUGAGGAAAUCAUCUACCGGAUCGAUAUUCCUGCUAACCGGUAUGAUCUGCUUUGUUUGGAAGGAUUAGUAUUAGGAUUGCAGGUGUUUCUCGGAAAUAUGCAAUUUCCCCAAUUCAAAAAGCUUCCUCCAGUUAAAGGAAGUCCGCAAAGAUUAAUCAUCACUGAAGCCACCAAACAGAUUCGUCCAUUCGCAGUAGCAGCUGUUUUAAGGGAUGUAACAUUUACGAAAGAUUCCUAUAAUAGCUUCAUAGAUCUGCAAGAUAAACUGCACCAGAACAUUUGUCGUAAGCGAGCGUUGGUUGCGAUCGGAACUCAUGAUCUAGACACCCUGCAAGGUCCAUUCGUUUUCGAUGCUAAAGCUCCUAAGGAUAUCUGUUUUGUACCUUUGAAUCAGGAAAAGUUAAUGAAUGCUGAGGAACUGAUGAAUUUUUAUUCUACUCACGCUCAGUUGAAGGCGUAUUUACCGAUUAUACGCGACUCACCAGUAUAUCCAGUCAUUUAUGACGCUAAUGGGGUAGUUUUAUCAUUGCCGCCUAUUAUCAAUGGAGAUCAUUCCAAAAUAAAAAUAGAAACACGAAACAUUUUCAUUGAAUGCACUGCAACAGACUUGACCAAAGCAAAAAUCGUGUUGGACACAUUGGUUUGUAUGUUUUCCACGCAUUGUUCAAAACAAUUUACGGUUGAGCUCUGCGAUGUGGUCAAUUCCAAUGGAGAAAUUGUCCAAUAUCCUGAAAUGGCAUUUAGGAAGGAAUCUAUUUCUGUUAAAGCAGCUAACGCGUAUAUUGGUAUUAACGAAUGCCCGGAAUCAAUGGCAAAAAUGCUAAAUCGUUUACUUCCAACUACACAUAGUAAAGAGAAUUUGGAUGAAUUAGAAGUUCUGAUUCCUCCUACGCGGCACGAUAUGUUGCAUGGAUGUGACAUAUAUGAAGACGUGGCGAUUGCCUAUGGCUAUAAUCGUAUACCAAAAACGCUACCAGGAACGGCACAAAUCGCCCGGCAAUAUCCAAUUAAUAAACUAACCGAGCAAUUACGUGAACAAAUCGCUCAGGCUGGUUUUACCGAGGGACUUACUUUUACUCUCUGUUCCCGGGAUGACAUUGCUGGUAAAUUAAACAAGAAGAUUGUAGAUAUACCGGCGGUCCAUAUUGCCAACCCAAAGACUCUCGAGUUUCAAGUGGUUCGUACUACACUGAUCCCUGGACUACUAAAAACGCUUUCAGCAAACAGAAAGAUGCCUUUGCCAUUGAAACUAUUUGAAGUCUCCGAUGUAGUUUUAGCAGAUAGUAACGCAGAAGUAGGUGCCCGGAACGAACGACGGGUUUGUGCGGUAAAUUGCAACAAAACAGCCGGCUUCGAAGUGGUUCAUGGAUUGUUGGAUCGUGUAAUGCAAUUGCUAGAGGUUCCAUGGGAUAGUAAAGAGGGUUAUUACCUCAAGGCAGUCGAUGAUCCGGCUUACUUUCCGGGCAGGUGUGCCGCGAUCGUCUACAAAAACGUGGAUAUUGGCAGAAUUGGCGUACUACAUCCAACGGUGCUGCAAGCCUUCGAACUGAGCACUCCCUGUUCGGUGGUGGAGUUCAGUAUGGAAUAUUUUGUUUAAAAAACAAAACUAUUCGCGCUAUACGCAUAUUUUGUCCCAGUGUUCAAUAAAAAGCAUUCGUUAACUAAUAUUUUUAGCAAAUAGGUACACUGUCGUGGCAUGAACAAGAUAUAAUAAAUGACAGAUUGUGAAGCUGCAUUUUU
Messenger RNA from Sabethes cyaneus, 2029 nucleotides. It is a transcript of the gene beta-PheRS, whose product is annotated as phenylalanine--tRNA ligase beta subunit. Bases 114 to 1886 code for a protein of 590 amino acids. Gene Ontology annotation, biological process: phenylalanyl-tRNA aminoacylation. Gene Ontology annotation, cellular component: cytoplasm; phenylalanine-tRNA ligase complex. The transcript is spliced from 3 exons. The record is from RefSeq and is a predicted model, not a curated record. NCBI's taxonomy places the organism in Eukaryota, Metazoa, Arthropoda, Insecta, Diptera, Culicidae. Gene Ontology annotation, molecular function: ATP binding; magnesium ion binding; RNA binding.